AUGGGCCGCCAAAAGCUCGCCACCGCGCUGCUCGCGCCGCUCGCCUGCGCGCUCGUCGCGCCGCCGCCCACAACACAACCGCGCGCCGCCCGGCGGCUCGCCGCCGGCGCCUUCGCGUCGCCGGAGCGGCUCUACCCCAACUCGUACGUCAUGCCCACGGGCCAGCGCUACGCGACGGCGCAGACGCGCGCCCAGUGGCUCGCGGACUGGCGCGCCAUCACCGAGUGCCUCGCGCGCUUCCCGACGGCCACGCCGCAGAAUUUGGACCGCACGCAGCUGGCCGUGAGCCUCAACGCCGCCUGCACCGACGAGCUCGCGUUUAUGACGGGCGGCGCGCGACGACGGCCGUCGCCCUUCGCCAUCACGCUCGUCGACGCCCUCUUCGUCGCCGCCUACUGCGACGCGCCCAGGUACGCGCGGCUCCGCGAGUACGCGCUCGCGCAGUACGUGCCGCUCCGCAUGGGCGACGUCUGCGAGCGCGUCGGUAGCCCGCGCGUCGCCGAGGUCGCGCGCACCGGCGGCGCCUGCUUCGACCAGAACCUCUUCGACCCGGCGACGCCGGAGUACGAGGCCAUGGUCAAGUGCCACAACGUCGAGAUGCGCCUCGCUUUGCUCGCCCUGCUCGCGACGUCGAGCGCGUUGCGCUGGCCCGGCGCCGCGCCGAAGGGCGCCGUGCGCGGCGGCGCCGAGGACACCAAAGACGCCGACCUCUUCGAGGAGGAAGCGGCGCCGGAGCUGAGCGAGGAGGAGCAGGCGACGAAGCGCUACGCCGACGCCGUCGCCGCGGCCAAGGCCCAGGGCGGCGCCUGCGCGGCGCUCGACGCCUUCGAGGCCGAGUCGCUGAAACCCGACCGCAACGAGAGCCUGCUCGCCGUGCACUGGAUGGACGUCAAGCUCCAGAAUCUCCAAGCGAAGAAGGACCAGCUCGCCGGCAACGCCACGACGCCCGAGCCGGGCCUGCUCGGCCGCAUGAAGGGCGCGCUUUCCGGUUCUAAAGCGUCGGGCUUCGACGAGGCGGCGCCGUACGCCAAGGGCGUCUUCCUGCUGGCGACGGAGUGCGGCGCGUACGUCGAGGCGGAGAAGCUCUCCGAGGCGCAGCACGCGGGCUUCUGCGAGCGCUGCGCGGCGGCGCUCGGCGUCGACGACGAAACGUUCGCGGACGCGCACAAGCGCUUCGAGGUCGCGCUCGGCAAGGAGGUCUUCGCGGCGUCGGAGCGGAAGAUCGCGGCGCUCAAGGCGGCGCUCGCCGACGAGGCCUUCGCGGCCAAGGCCUUCGCGUCGCUCACGGCGCGCGAGAGCAAGGUCCUCGAGAUGAUCAAGGACGAGGCGACGCUCGAGGCCAUGCGCACGGAGAUGCUCGAGAAGCUCGUGGAAGCGGACGGCAACGCCUACGCGCAGGCCGCGCUCUGCAAGCAGCUCACGCCCGCGGUGGAGACCAUGCUCGGCGCGCCGCUCGAGCAGCCCGCGUCGGCCUAG
Molecule: messenger RNA, 1476 nt
Organism: Aureococcus anophagefferens
Lineage: Eukaryota; Pelagophyceae; Pelagomonadales; Pelagomonadaceae
Exons: 2
Coding region: 1-1476 (491 amino acids)
Source: RefSeq, a predicted model, not a curated record